Molecule: messenger RNA, 429 nt
Organism: Lactuca saligna
Lineage: Eukaryota; Viridiplantae; Streptophyta; Magnoliopsida; Asterales; Asteraceae
Source: the annotation of a GenBank genome assembly
AUGUCUUCUUCGUCUUCUUCAUCUUCAAUGAAUCGUCUCAGAAAGAGGUGCUACUGUGGUGAUCCUGUAGGAAGAUGGACUUCAUGGACUCCAUUAAACCCAGGAAGAAGGUUUAUAGGAUGCCCAAAUUACCAGAAUGGACUCAAAGAUUGCAAGUACUUUCGUUGGGUGGAUCCUCCUCUACCAAGCCAGUGGUAUGCAGAUCUGUUAUUAGUAUUACACAACAAUGUCGAUUUGGAGAACCAUCGAAUAUUUGGGGAGUUUGGGCAAGAACAACCAGCUGGGAACUUUUUUGGAGACGUUGUGGAACAACCAAUGGCACAACAACCAAUUGCACAACAAGCAGUGGAAGGAGGAAGAUGGAAAUCAUUGCUUUAUGUCUCUGUGGUUUUUUUUGUGUUUUUGUUGGUUAUGUUGAUGGAUUGGUAG